Messenger RNA from Sesamum indicum (sesame), 2013 nucleotides. Its product is annotated as AMSH-like ubiquitin thioesterase 3. Gene Ontology annotation, molecular function: protein binding; metal-dependent deubiquitinase activity; K63-linked deubiquitinase activity. Gene Ontology annotation, cellular component: membrane; endosome. Gene Ontology annotation, biological process: protein K48-linked deubiquitination; protein K63-linked deubiquitination. The record is from RefSeq and is a predicted model, not a curated record. NCBI's taxonomy places the organism in Eukaryota, Viridiplantae, Streptophyta, Magnoliopsida, Lamiales, Pedaliaceae.
GUUUAUGACUCAGAAAGAAAUACACACAAUGUCGACAUAUAUACGAAGGCUAUUUAGCCACUCCUAAACCUCAAAACGACCCAGUUUUACCUUGCUUGCCACCGUGUCUCCCCGCAAAAUCGAUUCCUGCCUGUACUGUACUGAUUUCUCGCCGGAAGUAUGAGGCGGCCGGCGUACUCUUCACCGUCGAUCAAUUUCAGUGCUAUGACACGGAAGAUCGACGUUGACAAUCGGAUCUCUCUCCGCAAUUACUAUCGCAUCGCUGACAAUCUGCUCAAACAGGCAAGUAUUUACAGGGAGGAGAAAAAUUUAAUAGACUUGUACGUUAUACUGCUAAGAUAUUCAAGUUUGGUGUCUGAAACUAUACCAUACCAUCGAGAUUACCAGGUUUUAUGUUCCAAAGAAAGAAGUUUUUAUAAGAAGAAACUGCUUGCUGUGCUAGAUGAGCUAGAGAAUUUAAAGCCAGAAGUGCGCCGUCAGCUAGAUGAACUGGAAAAGGUUAACGCCCGAACUCCAAUGCAUCAUGUUGAUGGCCCAGACAAGAUUUCAUAUGCCUCUUCUUUGAACAAUAAAGCUUCAUUAGGCUACAGUAACAAGCCGAUGUUGCAACACGUUACAGCACCUUCACCUUCAUUGAAGCAGAAUAAUGAGUAUACUCGAUUUUCAUCACCAAAUUCCAUCGAAUCACAAUUCCAGAGGCUAUCUCUCAGUUUACCUCUUCCGAAGCAGGAAACAUUGUCUAGACAUUCAUUUUUAGGACCUAAUGGUCUUCGUGGUCAAUGGCUCGCACCCAGUGCUGAGGUUAAGGUGAAUUAUCCAACCAAUAUUGUCAUGGAUCCGAGUGAACUUUCCAGCCUGAAUCAGGUUGGCCAACAAGAACCUGCAGCAAGAAAAGAUACUGAAGCAAAGGUGGAAACGACAGCCAUGGACUCUGUUCUGUCCUUAGAUGAUGGUAGAUGGCUUGCUGAGGAAUCUGGUCUUCCCCAAGGGAAUGACAUGGAGAAAAAUGAUUUUCAGUUGGGUAAUAUCAGGCAACCUUCCCCACCUCCUGUCCUGGCACAAGUGCAGCCAGAGCUGCUUCCUAUAUCUCCAUCAAGAGUUGCUGACCCAAGGCCUGGACCACCAAAACUCUCUCAGGAUGGUCUGCCUAGUUCCAAUUCUUACCAAGAUCUUCACAUUCCUGUGAAGAUAUUGGAAGAUUUUUUAAGAUUGGCACGACAAAAUACUGCAAAAAACUUGGAAACUUGUGGUGUUCUUGCUGGUUCACUUCGGAAUAGGGUAUUCCAUAUUACUACACUCAUCAUCCCAAAGCAGGAGUCAACUUCAGAUUCGUGUGAAACACUGAAUGAAGAAGAAAUAUAUGAGGUUCAAGACAAGCGUUCUCUAUUUCCUCUUGGUUGGAUACACACACAUCCAACACAAACAUGUUUUAUGUCUUCCGUUGAUCUGCACACUCAUUACUCAUAUCAGGUGAUGUUGCCAGAAGCAAUUGCAAUCGUCAUGGCUCCUACAGACACAUCAAGUCCCCAUGGCAUAUUUCACCUUUCCGAUCCUGGUGGUGUAUCUGUUAUUCGAAACUGUCAACAGCGUGGUUUCCAUCCUCACGAAGAGCCUGAGGACGGAAGUCCUAUUUAUGAGCAUUGUUCCCAUGUUUACAUGAAUGCCAACUUGAAGUUUGAUGUGGUAGAUCUUCGGUGAGUUGAUAGAAUGGUUACAUCAAGGUAUUCAGAAAAAAGGAGCAUUUGAGAGAAUGUACAGUUUACUUUUCGACAUAUUUUCUGUUGAUGGGCUUUUGUAGAUUCCUUUCUGGGUUUUUGUGGAUACAUUUGUUUCUACCUUUACAUCAACCCCCUGGCCCAUGGUCGACGGCCAUCACAAUAUAUAGCUUCUGAUCAGAUCAGACCUUUUUACAAUCUUGAUGAGGGAAUUAGUCGCAUGUUCUUAAUUGUAAUAACAAUAAUGCUGCUGUAAUUUUAUGACAACUCUUACCCUGCAUUGUUGUUUUCCAGUUCA